GUUCGGCUUCCGGUUGUCGAGAGAGGGGGCCGGGGUCGACAGCAGCCUGAGCGCUCGCGUUCCUCCCAGUUUCGAGACUGUCGAGCAGAUCGAAUGAUCCUCUGCUGGAAGUUAUGCAACGCGUAAUAGAAACAAAAUUCUGUCUUGAGAUUCGAGCUCAUGUAUGAAGCCGCGUCAAGAAUGCGUCCUUCAACCCACGCAACCGCGUUGUAGACUCGGUAGAACAGUUCGCAACUAUGAAGUGCCUCGCUCAAUCACUCUUCCUGGUAGCCGUUGGCCUUGUCCCGGCCGCCAAAGGGGAGCUUCAAUGGUCUAGUUUGGACCGCCCGGGCCAGAGUGUGUUGCAAAGUGCAUCCAUGGUCGAGAGGUGCCGAGGCGCUUGCGCAACCCUGCGAGAGAAAUACGGCGACCAACUCCUCCUCCCCGACGAGGUUGCUUACGAAGAAGAGCUAUCGAAAUACUGGUCUCUUCAGCAGUCUCAGACUCGGCCGUCUUGCAUAUUCUUCCCAAAUGACCGCGACGAAGCGUCCUCGGCUCUCCUUAUAUCUCGUCAGGCCGAGUGCCCGUUCGCGGCCAAGUCUGGAGGCCACGCUGCCUUUGCGGGCUCAUCGAACAUCGCCGGCGGCAUCACGAUAAACCUGGCCAACUUGAACGAGAUCACCAUCAACCGGGACCGCAAUACCGUGACCAUAGGUGCGGGCAACAAAUGGGUCAAUGUGUACCGUCGGCUCGAAGAGGAGAAUUUGAUCGUCAUUGGCGGCCGAGUUGCUCCGAUAGGGGUUGGCGGACUGACGCUCGGCGGUGGCAUCUCCUACUUCAGCAACACCUACGGAUGGGCGUGCGACAAUGUCGCCAGCUACGAAAUUGUUACGGCGUCGGGAAUCGUCGUGGUGGCGACCCCGGAUGCUAACCAGGACUUGUAUUGGGCACUCCGCGGCGGCGGCAACAAUCUCGGCCUAGUCACCAAGUUCGAGCUGUUCUCUUACCCCCUGGACCACUCUGCCAUGUGGUUCGGCAAGAUGAUGCAUCCCGCGGCGCAGAACGCUAGUCUCCUCCAGGCCUUCGUCGACUACGGGCGGCGUGGCGCGGCCGAGGAUCUCAAAUCGACUAUCCUGUUCAGCUUCGUCUAUCUCCAGAGCCAGGAUCAGUACGUCGUCGUGACCGAGGUCGAGUACCCCGAGAAGGUGGCCGACGGAACCCACCCUGCCGUGUACGACGCGUUUUUCGACGUCCCCGACGCGCUGCGAGUAACGUCCGAGACAAAGAAGCUCGUCGACAUCGCCCAGGAGCACAGCGAUGCGAAUCCCAAUGGCCUGCGCCAGAGUUACUGGACUGCCACCGUCAAGCUGGACCUGGCAUUGCUGCACGAAAUCCUGGCGAUCUGGUACGCGGAGCUGGAGCCCAUAAAGGGGAAAAUCGCCGGGUUCGUACCGGUGAUCACGUUCCAGGUUGUCACCAUGUCAAUGCUCGAGCGGAUGAAGCUCAACGGCGGGAACGCCCUUGGUCUGCAGGACGAAGAGGUGCCGCUGGUGUCCAUCGUCCCAAGCGCGAUGUGGACGGACGCGAAGGAUGACGCAGCCAUCCGUACCGCGUAUAGCAACUGGGUGGAGAAGACGACCGCGAAGGCUAAGAGCCGGGGGCUGGACCACCCCUACCUCUACAUGAACUACGCGAGCGAGUAUCAGGAUCCCGUCGAAGGGUACGGAAAGGAGAACAGCAAGCGGCUGAGGGAGGUAGCCAAGAAGUACGACCCGGAGGGCUUCUUCCAGACGCUUCAGCCCGGAUACUUCAAGGUCUGAAGUCUCUAAGCAUCUUCACUAAGACGAAUAGUAUCUAUGAUAAAAUACUUAGUAGGAAUGCUGGACGGAGCGAGACUGUGUUAUUUUAUACGUGCCUUUAAAUGAUCGUGUAGGAAUCUGCCCUAUGAGGUGGCGCUGUAACAAGGUCGUGGAGCGCUGAAAUUGUUGGAGCUGUUAGCGGGUAGCAACAAAAUUCCUUCUGAAUUCCUAUGACAAUGCUAGGGCGUUUCCGCGCAUUUCUGUAAGGGCGCGAAUGGAACAACAGAGGCAGAGUGAAAAAUAAAUAUCCGCGAAACAA
Molecule: messenger RNA, 2097 nt
Organism: Durotheca rogersii
Lineage: Eukaryota; Fungi; Ascomycota; Sordariomycetes; Xylariales; Xylariaceae
Exons: 2
Coding region: 237-1799 (520 amino acids)
Molecular function (GO): FAD binding; oxidoreductase activity
Source: RefSeq, a predicted model, not a curated record